Messenger RNA from Strongylus vulgaris, 429 nucleotides. The record is from the annotation of a GenBank genome assembly. NCBI's taxonomy places the organism in Eukaryota, Metazoa, Nematoda, Chromadorea, Rhabditida, Strongylidae.
AUGAAUUUCGAGAGCUACCAAGAUUUGCUAGAGAGGAGAAGAGCACUGAGGCUGGAUCCGGCUGCAUCACAUCUCGAGCGACUGGUAGCCAAUACCAGUUGCAGAAAGCUUUGCAAGUACAGGCAAUCGAGACUUUUAGAAGCAGCACAAGGAAGGAGAAGUCUAAAGAGGUACCGCAGGGACUUUCUCGAUUAUCGUGUUCCGCUGACAACAUUACUAAACGAAGACGGGAUUCGCACAUCUUCCCGACAAAUGAUGGAAUCAAUCACGAAGAGAUUUUACACCAAUCUCUGUCGCUCGUCAACACCCGUGUCAAAUCUGUUAUUCCCACUGGAGAAAUGCCAUCAAGAGUUCUAUUUGCUGAAAUAUGCAGAGCAAGCAGACCAUGAAGGCAGCCACGGCUCCGCUACCGGACCAUGUUUCGGCUGA